UAGUAAUGAACGAGGCGAGAUGCAUGUGCAGACAUGUAGUCGGCCGUUCACAUCGCACCAUUAGUUCAAUUGUGGAGACAUGUAAUCCCUUACCGUAGACAGCCUAACCAACUUCGGAAAUGGCCAACGAAGAUCAAAGAGAUACCAGGUACCUCUCGUCUCUCCCCAAGCAGCCAUCUAACCAGCUCAUGCAGAAAGAGGAAGACAAUGUCCAGUGUGGCAGAGAACACUCAAAAGAGGAUGGGUUCGUGUGAUUCAUUCUCAUUUUUGCCAUCCUUUCACACAAGGCUUGACUGUUCAGUAGAAGCUGUCCUUAUGAUAUGAUGCCCUGUCCUGUGCUGGCUCGCUGGCUCACGAAAAGAAUUGAAGCGCCUUCUGCCUUCUGCUCGCUCAUCGGUCAUUAAUGAAACGAUUGUAGCUCAAAGCACAGUCGUUGCUGCGUCUAGUCAGUACCAAAAGCAAGUUCACCUGCAUUGUUUGUGAUAAUCGAUGAAAUGAACAGUAACUUCUAGUUAGCUGGAUUUCAGCAAGCAUUGCAUCUGCAACGCCCACAGCCAUCUUUUCGUGACCUUUGAUAUCUGCGGUGGGGACGAAGGACAACUGUGUGGUUAAUGAGGGGCAACCAGGGAAAUGCGCCGAAAGAUAAGGCGAAUACCACCCCUGAUCCAUCCAAUAUUCUUUCUACGCAUUAUCACCGGUGAGACAACCAGAAAGAAUAGAGCAAUACUUUCCGCAAUUGCUUCCUUGCUCAACUAAGUCAGUAAGUCAGUGCUACCCUUCCGAAAAUCUAUGCAUGGUAGCAUGAUCGUAAACCCCUCUGAAACCGAAUCAUCAUGGGUCCAAAUGACUUUAUUUUAUUAAGUCUGCCUUUCUACCGUAACACCAAGACCUCAACCGAAGCUUGAUAUUCAGCUCUACUUUCGUCCGCCUUGUUGUGACACAGCCGUAUGUAUCUUAGAUCAGAGCUGCACGGAAGAGAUCAGAGCUGCACGGUGAGCUGGACAGAGUGUUGGGCUCACAAAAUAAAUGAAACCAUCUUGAAGGGAACCUACAGCACUAAAUUACAUCUCAUAGCCGACCUUCACCAUGACAAAUCCAUUGCAAAACAGACGACAGCUCGAAGAGGAAAUGCAGGGACGGCUGAAAGCAAUAAUGAAACAUCCCGGCAACAGGACGUGCUCCGAAUGCCCAGAGCCACGGCCCACCUGGGCUUUCCUUUUGGAGUCGCCCGUCGACGGUGGCGAUAAACUCGGGGCCCUCUGCUGUUACAACUGCUACAGCCAUCAUUUUCGUUUAGGCAAAACAGUCUGUACCGUCAAGAGUGCCAUGAUGGCAGCAGAAUGGACUCAAGAGGAGAUCGAAGUUGUCCAGAAAAGCGGCAACACCAUGGUCAAUGCUAUCUACGAAGCAUUCUUGGAGGAUCCGAUCAAUGAGAAGCAGGACAUGAAGAACUUUGUGGAAAACAAAUACCAGCACCGCCAGUUCUUCAGUGAGCAAGCUUACUACGAUCAAGUCACACUCCCCUGCAUGGGACGAAGAGCCAAGGCCCAGCUGAAGAGAACCUCAUCCUUUCGGAGUACUGCUGAUCAGCAUGAACGAUCUGAGGAAACGCCACCAUCCAUGUUGGACAUGAAGCGGCCAACCUUGCAUCGGUCAAGGUCUACGAAAAUGGGCAAACACGGCAGCAAGAGAGAGUUGGUGCGUACACCAUCCGAAAGUACCCGGCGUAAUUCUCGAAAGACCCCUUGUGUGCUCCAAGCCAUGUCGGAUCAUGCGAGACGAUCUUCACGCAAGCUCCAGACGGAGUUUCCUGAAGAAAGAAGCUUGGACACUCCAUCCGAUCACCAUCGGCGGCCAACAAGAAGGUCCCUGUCGAAAGAUAGGCUCAAGGCCAUGUCCGAUCAUGCAAGGCGGGCAUCUUCCUCCAGGAGCCGAUCUCGAGAGAGGAUCUUGGCAAUGUCUGAGGCAAUCAAGUCGCCUUCAUCUGGACACAGCAGUCGGUCCCAUGAUGACGAAGUGACCCCAAAUCCCAGGAGACGUUCGUCCAGCCGAAGCCGAUCUCGCGAGAGCAUGUUGGCCAUGUCAGAAGCCAUUCACAAGUCCCCUUCCUCAGGAGGAAGCAAGACUUCGUGGCAUAGCGAGGAGCAGCUAGUUCACAAGUCACCCCGCCGAAGCGGGUCUCAAGAACGCAUCAAGGCACUGUCGGACCACCUCGGGGGGGUCAACAUUGGCCAUACUCUGUUUCCUUCGUACCACCCAGAUCACGAGCCAGCAACGAUGCCUCCACGAGGUCGUCGCCCCCAGCUCACGAGGCAUCACUCGGAGCGCCAUGUCGUCGCCCGCACGAGUACCAAUCAUCUGGAGACGACUCCCAUGGGUGAACCACCGAAUCUAAGAAGAGUAAGGACCUGUUCCUGCGACGAAAUUGACUUCUCGAAAGAGCCAAUCUCGAGGAUGGGAAUCCCCCACGACAUGGUGGAACCUCGAUCCGUGCGCACCCUUGCGGUUACACAAGAGGAACUCGACUCGUCUUCGGAGCAAGCUUGUCUGCCGUACAAUCUUCCUGGCUACUUGGGAGGCUCGUUGCAUUCCUCGCAUGGCAACCUCGAUUAUCAGGUCGAUGCCAGUACAUGUAAUAGUAGGGACCAUCAGCAACAAGAGGAUACGGAGUCGAGCUUGGCCGACUAUGUAAAACGUUACGAGCUCUCUCGCCAAGCAAGAAGAUCUCCAGCACCACCCGCCUCGUCUGCAUCCAUGGAGCAUAUUGAGUUUGGGGACGAGUUUGGCCGUGAGGGAGAAUUUCGCGUCCAUCCAGUUUCCUGCGAGGAGAAGAAUGGCUGCGCGGUUCGACUUGCUUUGGAGAGUCUCGAGUCUUCCAUUCAACCUUUGGUGGUUGGACAUGCUGCUUCGAGUACAAAUGACGUAUUGGACGACAAGAGUGUGGACACUGCAUUUUGGAAAAGUAAGAUUUCCGCCCUCAAUGACAAAUGUGACAGUAGUAGUGACUGGAAGCACAGAGGCAGCAGGAGUUUGCACCCAACUGAACCCCCAGCACUUUCUCUGACGGGUUCUUCGCUUCCCGAGCAACUCAGUGCCAACGGACGUGCGGCUUAGCUGAAUACACACAUACUAUAUAUGGGUCGUUCGUUUGACGAGCCCAUGAUUUGAUAAAAGU
Messenger RNA from Seminavis robusta, 3175 nucleotides. The record is from the annotation of a GenBank genome assembly. NCBI's taxonomy places the organism in Eukaryota, Bacillariophyta, Bacillariophyceae, Naviculales, Naviculaceae.